AUGUAUCUAUUCUCUUUAAACCUUCUUAAGGUGCGCUUCUUGGAGGCUCAGAAUCGCAAACUGGCCAACGAGCUGAACACUUUGAGGGAUAGAUGGGGCAAAGAGACAGAGCGUAUCAAGGCAAUGUACGAGGUGGAGAUGGAGCAGUUGAGACGUCUUUUAAACGCGGCUGAAAAGGCCAAGGCAGAACUAGAGUUACGUAUCAACAGUAUGGAGGACCAACUGCUCGAUGCGCAGCACUUGUAA
Protopolystoma xenopodis is the source of this 246-nucleotide messenger RNA. The record is from the annotation of a GenBank genome assembly. Lineage: Eukaryota; Metazoa; Platyhelminthes; Monogenea; Polystomatidea; Polystomatidae.